UUUGAUCACGACGAAAUCCCAACUUGUCAAAUGGCUUUAGCCGGUUCGCACACAAAAUCACAAUAUUUUUUCAACAAAAUGUAAAUUAAAACGUAUCAUUAAUAAUAAUUGAUUUAUAAAAAAAAAAUGUCUACAAAAUUAGUGCCAAAGUUGUUUAACUUGUUGAAAAAUUCAAAAUGUUCAACAUGUUUUAAACGCCAUGCUUCCAAUAAAGUUCUAUCUCAAGAUUUAGAUCCCUAUAUGACACCUUACAGCAGUUCUCCAAACGAUCAACAACGGCUGUACACGUGGGGUAUGGCUGAACACGGCGCGUUAGGUGAUUUGAGAAUAAGGUCUAGAGAACGCAAAAUUACAUUCAUAUACCGACCAGUACGAAUGAGAUUCGCUUAUUCUCAUCAAAUUAAAGAUGUGGCUUGUGGAUAUGGCUUUACAGUGUACGCUGUAGAAAGUAAGGAUCAUAAACUUUUCGGAUGUGGCCUUAACACGGACUCGCAAAUAGGUUAUCACGACCCACGCAGAGGCCACCCAUUAGGAAUGGUUUUAGCUAAUGUGCCAAUUCAAAUACUAUUUAAAAAUUCAAACACGAGAAUAAAAGCAGUCGCAGCUGGUCGUGCACACACACUGGUGUUAACCAAUACUGAGGGUGUGUACGCACUAGGCAACAAUUCCUACGGACAGUGUGGAAGAAAUAUUGUUGAAAAUGAAGAUUACAGUAAACUGAGAGAAGCAAACAAUAUUGUUUUACCUGAAGAUAUAUCUAAGAUAGUUUGCGGUCAAGAUCACAGUUUAUUUUUGACUAAAACUGGAAAAGUUUACUCAUGCGGUUGGAGUGCUGACGGUCAGACAGGAUUGGGACAUUAUAAAAAUGAAUCUAGGCCGACUUUAGUUGAAGGUGACAUCAAAUGUGAAAAUAUUGUUAAAAUAGUUUCUUCGGCUGACUGUGUUUUAGCAUUAAAUGAUAAAGGUGAAGUGUUUGGUUGGGGAAAUUCAGAAUACGGUCAAUUGUUUUUGAAUAGCGAUACAUAUCAAGUAAACACCCCUAGAGCAUUAUCUUUGAAAGACACAGUCGGCAAGGUCACUGAUAUUGGUGCAUCUGGAUCGGCGUGCAUUGCACUAAAUGACGAAGGUACUGUUUUUGUUUGGGGCUUCGGUAUUUUGGGUAAAGGUCCAGAAUUCAAACAAAGUUCCGAACCCUCACCAAUACCGCCAACAUUGUUUGGUCGUAAUCAGUUCAAUCCUAACUCGACAGUCAAGUCUGUUUACGGAAGUUUAUUUCACAUGGCGGCAAUAACAAACGAAGGAAAUUUAUAUACGUGGGGUAAAAAUAAAUGGGGCCAACUCGGACUCGGACAUGUCAAAGAUCAGUAUUUUCCUUUGAAAGUAUCGAUAGGCGCCGUUGUUAAACGGGUGAGUUGUGGUGCUGAUCAUAUGGCUGCACUAUGUUUACCAUACCAAUAAAUUGUUUAAAAUGUAGAUGUGUUUGUUUAAAAAUAUAUUUU
Molecule: messenger RNA, 1499 nt
Organism: Adelges cooleyi (spruce gall adelgid)
Lineage: Eukaryota; Metazoa; Arthropoda; Insecta; Hemiptera; Adelgidae
Product: RCC1-like G exchanging factor-like protein
Exons: 8
Coding region: 127-1458 (443 amino acids)
Source: RefSeq, a predicted model, not a curated record